AUGUAUAAUACAUUCUGUAGACAAAGCCGUUCUAUUGCUAACAUAAAUUUUUCACACUAUAUUCCCCAGAACACACAUAAUAGCAAUACUUUGGGUGUGCUAAGUGUCUGUCCAAAUGCAAUAAAUUGGAAUGAAUCUUCUAACAACCCAGAGUGUUACUUAAAUGCUAACCAUAGCAAUUUGCAACCUCAUCAGGUUCAUGCACAUUUACCAACACCUAUAUCAUCUAAAACAAAAAAAGAAGAAUUCUUUACAUUGCAAACUGAAACAUCACUUGAAGGUGAUCAUGAUAUGAAAAUAAGCAAAGACGUUGUUGAAGAUGACUUACAUGACAUGCUGGAAACUAAUAAUUUUAAUAUCACAGCUUUGCAAACAUUGUUUAAGAUUGACAAAAUAACCAAAGUUUGGUUUCUUGUGCUUGAUGAGGAUGUGUUUUUAAAGAAAUUAAACUUUAUAAAGGAAAUUCGAAAUGCAGACAAUAGGUGUCGUUUGGUCGUCCCGGAAUGUGUUUUGAAUCGUAUUCAAAAGGGAACAACAUCUGUUAACAAGAUACAUAUGAAGAGAGCAUUACAAGCAGCCAUAUUUAUUUCUAAUGUCUUAACGGAAAACUGUGCCAUUGUUGAUAAAGAAAAUCGUCAUGAUGAUCAUACACAAAAUAUCGUUGCAUGUUAUAGAAAAUACAGCCAAAAGGACUACAAAGUUGUUUUGUUAACAGAAAAUAAUAUCAAUCAAAAUAUAAACGUAACAAGUCCCAUAUUUCGGAUGGAAGAAGUUGAAUAUUUCAUGAUAUAUGGGGAAUUAAAGGAGACGUCACCUCGAAAAGUAUUUAACUCAACAAUUAAGGUCACAAUUCCAAAUAAUCCAAGAAAGAGUUUCUCCAGUAAAACUAAAGUAGGGAUAAGAGAUCCACAAAUCAAAAGAUAUAUAGAACAAGAAGAGCAUAAUGUAUCUGAUUCAAAAUCAAUACAGAGAGAAGAGUCAGAAAUGAAAGAUGUUGAGAAAAACGUUAUGUUUGAAGUUACAAGUGAACUGAUGAAAGGGAACCUAGUAUCCAAGUCAGAAGAGUGGAUUUCGCGAUUCACACAAAUACUGGAAGAAGCUCUUAAUCAGGUUCUACAAGAGGCAGCUUUUCAGACAACACCUCCACCUUGGACGAUGUAUGAGGCUUGUGAGUGUAUUAAACGGGGAUUUAAAAAUGACGCUGAUAUUGUUGAUGCGGCAAAUAAGUUGGGGGAUAUUAUAUUUGAUAAUGGAGCUUUGAGAGGUAAAAUUAACCACAACAUAAAUCCAUCUACAUUUAUGAAAAUCUAUAGUUACGGCGUUUACCUCGUUGAUACGUUACAGGACGUUUUCGAAGAUGACGAAAAUCUACAGGCAGCUGAGAAAUUAUUAGCCAAGUUACUACUCGAUAUUGAGACGCCGGAUUUCAAUAACUCGUUUAAUGAAAUCGAUGCAAUAAAUGAGCAUAGCGAUGAAGUUUGUUUUUCAGCUUCGCCACAAAAAACAUCCCAAAAUCAUCCGACAUCAUCCAGAAUCACCCGUUCAAUGGCUAGAAAUAUUAUGACAUCAGUCCAGGAACGAGCCCAUCACUCUAAAGAUAAACUUCUUCAGUUUUUGCCGGGAAAAGAAAACUUUUUAUCAAAUUUUGAACUUAAAAAUGCGGACAAGGAUGAAACUAAUGAACCAGAAAAUAUAGAUAAAACAGAUUGUGUUAAUACUAAAACAGAUGAACCACCGAAAAUUAUAAGAAACUUUAUAAGAAUCUCUAAUAUUGAAGAUAAAUUGGAUCCAAAUGGAUCUGUUGAUCUAGAUAAUCUAGAUUUUAUUUUAGAUGGUGCUGAAGUGCCAGAAAAGAAAACUUACACUCAUAUUGAUUUCAUAGAACAAACUAAGGCUAAAUUACGCUACGUUUUUAAAUUUUGCCAAGAUACAAGACAAAGGCUGUUAAAUCCAGAAAAACUCGAUAAAAAGGAUGUAAAUUGUCAAGCCAAAAAAUUUGCAGAACUUAUACGUUUUUGCCGUCUUCAAUUAGCAGGGAUAUACGAAAGAAGAAAAGAUAUUUAUUUAAAUGUUCUUAACUUUAAUGAGGCUGAAUAUAAUUAUAAUAAGGAAUUUGUUAAGCACUGUUUGGAUGAAUGCGCAAUUCUUAAUACGGCCCUAUCGAUUAUAAUAACAGAAACAGGCUCAACUCUCCAAUAG
Molecule: messenger RNA, 2199 nt
Organism: Pieris macdunnoughi
Lineage: Eukaryota; Metazoa; Arthropoda; Insecta; Lepidoptera; Pieridae
Source: the annotation of a GenBank genome assembly